AAUUGAAGAGGGAGAGGGAGUGAGAGACGGCAAAAACAAGUAGCAGCAGUCGGAUAUUAUCACUCCUUUGAUCAUUCUUGAAUCGAAAUAAAACACUUUUAUGCGCGUCCCCUCCCAAUAAUUUCCACCAUGAACGGCCGAGGAGGCGACGCGCCACCGCCCAAUGGCGGGGAGUUCCUCCUCCAACUCCUUCGAAACCCACCCAACUCAAACCCUCCUACUCCCUCGCCACUGCACCACCCACCAUCCCAGACCUUCUCCCAGGACCCGGCCGUUGCGGCCGUCGGACCCACAAUUCCGUCCUUCCCGCUUCCGCACUCGGCGUUUCCAUCCAACGGCCAUGAUUUUCUUUACCGCCCGGCUAAUCCCUCUCCUUCCCCCCCUUUUGCUCCCCACAAUUACUUCCAGCAAAACCCUAAUGUCAAACCUAAUUUAAACCCUGAUUUCUCCUCUCCUUCCGCCGGAUUCAAUUAUGCGUUGCAUCAAUUUAAUCUUCAUUCCAACCGCAUCUCGCCCGGUGAUGAUAUGAGGAAAUUAGCGUCUUAUGGCGACAAUUCCAAGUCAAGCGUGCCUCAUCAGCAGGAGCAGAAUAUCAUCUUUGGGUCUCUAAAUCGUGAUAUCCUACAUAGUGAUCCUGCAAGUGUUUUGCGUCAGAGUUUAUAUCGAGAGAAUAGACUAGGGAAUUCAUAUCAGGAGGAGGGUUUGCGGAUGGACAGAAUGCUAAACGGGUUUCGCGUGAAUUCUAUUGAUAUUGAUGGGAGUGCGCGAGGGAAUUCUACUAUAUUGAGGGCUUACGAGCAAGAAGUAAGUAGUAAUAGUGAUAACAGGAGAAAGCAAGUGGACAAUGGGAGUUACAGGGCCGUGGCACCGCCACCAGGAUUUUCGAGUAAUGUGAAGAAUGUGAGAAACAGAGAGUUUGGUUAUGGGAGGACUUCUGUUCAUGAUUUGGAUAAGGGUAAGGCUAAUUUUGGUGAUUUAUGUAGGAAUGACAGAUCAGGUAAUCAGCUUGAUUCCCCUGCCCCACCAGCUAGAAGCAGCCUGCAGUCUGUUUCGGCUUUUGAUAUUGAGGAAUCUAUGAUGGAACUCCAUGGUAAGGAUGGUGAAAAUGGUGAAGAAUUGAUAUGUGGUGGGCGGGAUAAGGUGAACAGAGGGCAGACCGAGAUUCAUGAUUUGGAGGAUCAGCUUGUGGGUUCUCUGGGACUUGAAGAUGAAUCUGGCGAGAGGAGUGAUAAAAAGAAACAUUAUCGUGACAAGGAUUAUAGAUCUGAUAAGAGAGGACAAUGGAUAAUGGGUCAGAGAAUGAGGAAUGUUAAGAGGCAGAUGGCCUGUCGAAGUGACAUAAACAGUUUUAAUGCUCCAUUUUUAGCAGUGUUUGAGUCGUUAAUUCCAGCUGAUGAAGAAAAGGUCAAGCAAAAACAACUGAUGAUGCUACUGGAGAAGCAUGUCAGCAAGGAGUGGCCGGAGGCUCGAUUACAUGUUUAUGGAUCAUGUGCCAACUCGUUUGGCUUUUCAAAGAGUGACAUUGAUGUCUGCCUUGCUAUGGAACUUGGCAAUAUUGACAAGUCAGAAAUCUUGCUAAAGCUGGCAGAUAUUUUGCAGUCAGACAAUCUGCAGAAUGUGCAGGCACUUACGCGUGCCAGAGUUCCUAUAGUUAAGCUCAAGGAUCCAGUUACUGGUAUCUCCUGUGACAUUUGUGUAAACAAUGUGCUGGCUGUUGUAAAUACAAAACUGCUUCGAGAUUAUGCUCAGAUAGAUGUAAGACUCCGGCAGUUGGCGUUCAUUAUCAAACACUGGGCUAAAUCAAGAGGAGUAAAUGAAACUUACCAAGGAACACUAUCAAGUUAUGCGUAUGUAUUAAUGUGCAUUCAUUUCUUACAACAGCGCAGACCUGCCAUUCUUCCAUGCUUGCAGGGAAUGGAGAUUACUUAUUUUACAAUUGUGGACAACGUUGAAUGUGCUUAUUUUGAUCAAGUGGAAAAGCUUCAGAAUUUUGGGUUGCGGAAUGGGGAAAGUAUUGCUCAAUUAGUGUGGGCCUUUUUCCAUUAUUGGGCUUAUUGUCAUGAUUACGCAAAUGACGUUAUAUCAGUUCGUACAGGAAGUACACUGAGCAAGAGAGCUAAGGACUGGACUAGGAGGGUUGGCAAUGACCGGCACUUGAUAUGCAUUGAGGAUCCAUUUGAGGUAUCUCAUGAUCUUGGCCGGGUGGUGGACAAAUACAGCAUAAGGGUCCUGCGAGAAGAGUUUGAACGUGCCGCGGAGAUUAUGCAAUAUGAUCAUAAUCCUUGUGUGACUUUGUUUGAACCCUAUAUCCCUAAUUAAUGUUUUGUAGGCGUGGUGUAGAAUUUGUGGUAAUUAUGGUCAACUUGUAAAGUUGGUAUCGUCAAACUUAUUAGGUGUGUCUAGGUUAUUUAUUCCUUGGUUGAAAUGUAGCAAGAAAUCGUCAAUGGAAGCAAGCACCUCACCUGCUUGCUGCAUAUCUUGCAAUUUUGUUGGGCUGCAUUGAGCUGGCACUGUACUAUGUGGAGUGGACGCUAGUUACAGGUGCGCGCUAGCGGUAAUGUUCUUUUGGAAAUGGGCAAUCACUGUAGAGGGAGAAGUUUGAAAUUACUUUAUCAAAUUUAGGUUUCAAUUUUUAAUUUUCAUCUGCUUGAACAUGUAAAGAUAUGUUUAUAUAUAUAUAUAUAUAUAUUGAGAAAUUAA
Sesamum indicum (sesame) is the source of this 2700-nucleotide messenger RNA. Its product is annotated as Nucleotidyltransferase family protein. NCBI's taxonomy places the organism in Eukaryota, Viridiplantae, Streptophyta, Magnoliopsida, Lamiales, Pedaliaceae. The record is from RefSeq and is a predicted model, not a curated record. Gene Ontology annotation, molecular function: RNA uridylyltransferase activity.